Molecule: messenger RNA, 969 nt
Organism: Lepisosteus oculatus (spotted gar)
Lineage: Eukaryota; Metazoa; Chordata; Actinopteri; Semionotiformes; Lepisosteidae
Product: olfactory receptor 1E16-like
Biological process (GO): detection of chemical stimulus involved in sensory perception of smell; G protein-coupled receptor signaling pathway
Cellular component (GO): membrane
Molecular function (GO): G protein-coupled receptor activity; olfactory receptor activity; odorant binding
Source: RefSeq, a predicted model, not a curated record
AUGAGCAACUCCUCUUCGUCCUAUUAUGGUACUUUAAUUUUUACUUCAUAUGGUUCUUUAGGCAACCUAAGGUACCUGUACAUUACUUUUGCUUUAUUAACAUACGUUCUCACAGUGUUUGCUAAUGUUUUUCUCAUGCUAGUGAUCUACCUGGAAUCAAGUCUCCACAAACCCAUGUAUAUUUUUUUAUUUAACCUUGCACUGAAUGGACUGUACGGAAGCUCCGCUUUCUAUCCUAAGCUAAUGGACCAUCUACUCUCGGAUGUUCAAGGAAGCUCCUAUGUUGGCUGUCUAGUCCAGGUGUUUUGCAUCAGUACCUAUGGCACUUGUGCAUAUGCAAUUCUAACUGUGAUGGCAUACGACCGCUACAUCUCUAUUUGUAAACCUUUGCAGUACUACAACAUUAUGACUCCUGCAAAAGUAAGGAAACUUUUGGCCUUCUCCUACUUCUUUCCCAUUUCUGGCAUAUCCGUACAUGUGUGGUUGACCUCAAGGCUUCCCCUGUGCAGAUUUACCAUCCAUAAACUGUUUUGUCACAACUUAGCAGUUGUGAACCUGUCCUGUGCGGACACGAGACUGAACAAUGCAUUUGGCCUGUUGCUCACGACAGGUUUAGUAGUCCUGCCUUUCAUUCUUGUGGUGCUCUCCUAUCAAAGGAUACUUAUAGUAAGUGUGAAAGCUUCAAAGGAAGCACAGAGGAAAGCCUGGAGCACGUGUGCCCCCCAUUUAAUCACUUUUGCCAAUUUCUCCAUGGCAACUCUUUUCUCUGUUAUCUACAAUCGAUUGGAACUUUACGUGCCGACAUAUGUAAAUCUAAUGAUGUCAUUACAUAUUGUGGUAAUUCCCCCCCUGUUACAUCCUGUAAUAUAUGGGUUACGAACACAAGAAAUUAGGAAAUCUAUUUUAAAGAUGCUAAGUACAAGAAGACUUUUCACUGUUUCAUCUGUUUCAUGUCAUGUAACUUCCUAG